This is a messenger RNA of Hippoglossus stenolepis (Pacific halibut), 4022 nucleotides long. Its product is annotated as somatostatin receptor type 5. Gene Ontology annotation, biological process: neuropeptide signaling pathway; regulation of insulin secretion; cellular response to glucocorticoid stimulus. Bases 688 to 1866 code for a protein of 392 amino acids. Gene Ontology annotation, molecular function: neuropeptide binding; somatostatin receptor activity. The transcript has 4 exons. The record is from RefSeq and is a predicted model, not a curated record. Gene Ontology annotation, cellular component: neuron projection; membrane. NCBI's taxonomy places the organism in Eukaryota, Metazoa, Chordata, Actinopteri, Pleuronectiformes, Pleuronectidae.
CAGGUCUGUGGGCUAUAGCUGUUAUCGUUUGUUAGAGAAAAAUGUCAAGCCCGAUGCAGUUUGAAGGGGACUCGGAGUGUUUGUUUUCCCAACAACACGCUGCGGGCUGCGCGUCACUCCCGUGUUUUGGAGCGCGGUUCAGUGAAUUUGCGCGUCACACCGUUUAUUUGUGCAACACGUUUGCUCAGCCUCGGGUUGCAAUGUCUGACACCUGACAGUUAUAUGAUUGUCAUGAUUAUUUCAGGUCGACCACAAGGUGAGGACGUGCGCUGCCCCCCCCUUCUUAAAACACUUAAGGAUUUUUUUUUAAAGUUUGCCUGAAAACGUAUAUCUUUUUUCAUUUUAGCUUGAACUGCAGAAAGUAAUUACACUUCAAUGAAAAGAUCAAAUCCCAUCCUCAAACUAUUUUCCAAACCUGCAGGCCGUCAAAUACACGGGUGAAUGCUAACCUUUAUUUUUAUUACAAUAAACAAGUAAGGAAAUGAUUUGGAAAAAUCUAAAUGGGGGCCAAAGGACACAGAUCCAGGCGCACGAAAGUCACCUCGACCAAAGUUGACAAUUCAUUUGUUGUUGCAAAGUCUUUGUGUUACUCUUCACUUCCUGUUGAAUCUUUACGCACAGUGUGGCAAAACUUCUUCUUUCAACAGAAGCUUCUCCGUAGAACUCUGCUCUCAGUCUCCACCACACAUGGACCCGACUUGGAAACAAAUGAUAAGACUACUUCUUACUGUAAUCAAAGCGGACAUCAGCACUCCCUCCUUCAACAUGGACGGUUUCAACUGGACGUCGACAUCUGAGAACAUCACGAGGACCUCCUCCAAGAUCUACCCCAACUACACCAACAACAAUUCCUCAGAGGCGCCUGCGCCAAUGCCCUUCAACGUGGUCACCGCUGUCAUCUACACCAUCGUCUUCAUCGUGGGUUUUCUGGGUAACACGCUGGUCAUCUAUGUGGUGGUCCGCUACGCCAAGAUGAAAACUGUAACAAACAUGUACAUCCUCAAUUUAGCCUUGGCGGACGAACUCUACAUCUUGGGAAUUCCCUUCCUUGGCACUAAUAGUGUACUUUCCUAUUGGCCAUACGGGGAUUUCUUCUGCAAGGUGUGCAUGACUGCUGACGCCAUGAGCCAGUUUAGCUCCACCUUUUGCCUAACGGUAAUGAGCAUUGAUCGCUAUCUGGCCGUGGUUUAUCCUAUUCGCAGCUCCAAAUGGCGGAAGCCACAGGUGGCCAAGGUAUUCAAUGGCAUGGUGUGGGUUGUGUCCUUCCUGAUCGUGCUGCCAGUCACUAUUUACUCGGAUGUACAGGAUAAUUUUUACACCUGCAACGUGACCUGGCCUGAUCCAAAUGAUUUGUGGUCCAUUGUCUUCAUCCUCUACACAUCCAUCCUGGGCUUCUUUUGUCCACUCUUUGUCAUCAGCCUCUGCUACCUGAUCAUUGUCAUCAAGGUGAGGUCUGCCGGUGUGCGUGCAGGCCUGACUAAGCGGCGGAGGUCGGAGCGCAAGGUGACGCGUAUGGUGGUGAUCAUCGUGUUGGUGUUUGUUCUUUGCUGGCUGCCCUUCUUUACUGCCAAUCUUGUCAACCUGGUUUAUAUCAUCCCUGAGAGCAAUUCCACCGUCACAGUCUACUUCUUCCUGGUCAUCCUCACCUAUGUCAACUCCUGCGCCAAUCCAAUCCUCUACGGCUUCCUCUCCGACAACUUCAAGCAGAGCUUCCAGAAAGUGCUCUGCUUCUACAAACCAAAUGGCGUCAGCACCACGGACCAGAUGAGAAGCAGACAGGCCGCACCCAAGUCUGUCCAGAUGGAGGUUGUUGACAGCCUUGACAAGGAGCCUUUCACCUCAACAACAGCAGUGGAUGGUCAGUGAACGCUGCGACCCGCCAUGUAACGGUGUGGUAACUACCACAUGGAGCUCAGACAGUUUACCCCUGGAUACUUUAUUAUUCUGUACGUCCAGUCUUUAAUGCUGAUCCCUCCUCUCUGACUGGGACAUUUCUUAAAAAGGACCAGAGGAGAAACCCUGGAGAGAAAACGUCUUACAGCGUUCAUCACUAAGCAUUUUUGUUUGUACUCUAUGGGCCUGAUCUACUAAGAUCCCAAAUAAAAAGUGCUAAAUUGCGUGUGAAUUACAACAGAUUUCACGUUUUGUUGAUGGCCGUUUUGCAGGUGAUCUACUAACAAUAAUUGCAUAACAGGUGCAAACAUGGUUAAUAUUUAAAUAAGUGUUUUGCGUGUGUUACUGGUUUCCACCAUGGACGUUUAAGGAGAGCAGAGUGACCGCAAGCGCAAAGCGAAAUUUAAUGCCAUGGAAUUGGAGGUGUUAGUGGAAGAGGCAAACAAACAUGUUGUUGAGCUACAGCAAAGUAAUAUUAACAACGCUGUGCUGAUUAGCACCUACCUUUCAAAUGUACUAAAUAUAGACGCAGUCACAAUCCCCGCAGUUAUUUUCCGGCUUUGUAAAUCACAUUGCGUGGGCUAAAUUAAACUAUUUGCAUCUACGCCUCCCAAUAUUUUGUGCACUCGGGAAGAAAUGCCCGAUAUUGCAUAUUCAUUAAGGCAAACAUACUAAAUGGACAGCGCGUGUUAUUCUGCACCGUUAGUAGAUCCGCUUGCAUGUUUUUUUGCGGGUGAAAUCAAGGUUUGCACACGUUUUUCCACGUGCAAACCUUUAGUAGAUCAGGCCCUAUGUGUUUGUAUUGUUACUAUAUUGACUGCAUUGUAGGCCUCAAAGUUUCUGUAUUGAUGUAUGCUCUCAAAAGUCAUGAAAUCCUGUACAUUCUCAAAAAGCAUUAGGUAUAACCAGACUUUUAUUGUGAAACAGGCAUUCAUUCAUUUUUGUAUUUGAUCAUACUUUAGUGAGAGUUCCUGUUGUCUGAUCUGCUUUGAUUGGAGAAUGUACAGUAUUUCAUUUGACCUCCUACAGCCAGAGAGAUAACUGUUCUGCAGGUUAUUGUAAAGCUGGUUGAAAUGUAUUGAUUGUCAUAACAAAUGUUUUUUUGCUGGUUGUGUCUGUUGGUAAUAUCUCCUGCUCCCUCACAUUGCUGACCACUGUCAUUGGCGGAGUGAUCGUUUUCCAUCCUCUGCAACAUGUCAUGUCCUCACUCACCGUUUAUCUGGGCCUGACUGGACUGUUGAGGCUGACAUUUGAUGCCCACAUCAUUGGGAAUGUGCUGGACAACACUGUUGCGUCUCCAUUGUUGUAACUUGAGCCAAGAAAAGACCAGGUCCACAAUGUUUAUGGUAAAUUUGAGGUCAUUCGAAAAGCUGGAAAUAGGGAUACGAGGUAUUUCUGUUUGAAACACUGUGUAUUUUAAAAUGAUAAUUUUGAACAGACUGCGGAUUCAUGAUGCUCUUACAUAACUAAAAAUGUUAACAUAGUUAUGUGAUUAUGAUCUUUUAUUGUGCAUUCAUCUCGUAUUGUUGCUGUGAUUUAUGAACAUUAUGUCAGGUUUAUGUUUCAGAUUGAGCCACUUUAUCAAUAUUUCCAGUUGAAACAGAACGUUGGCAGCUUUACACUUGAAUGUCGUUGUCUCUGUCCUGUUUUUCAGAUUUUUAGCUAAUGUCUUAGUUUGAUUUUGCAGUAAAUGUUUUGUGCAACAUUCAUCAGACGGAGGAAGAAGAUGAAGAAGUGUAUUUUUUUUCCCAAUGAGCAGGCAACUGGUAAAAAUGUGGAUUUAUUUCGUGUUAUGACUCUAGGACUUAGACUUACCACCGAAAUAAAACAUUUACAAUCAGAAAAUCUGUUGCGAGCACAGAAUAGAGAGACGGUUUCCAGUUUCCAUGUGAGCUAACUUUUAUUCGUUGUUGGUGGUGGGGUUUUGUUUGUUUGUUUGUUUUCCCCCAGAAUAAUGAUCUAGCAAUGUUAAUAAAUGUAACAGUGUCAUUAAACAGUUUAUAUUGUGCAUGUUGUCCAAAGUAUAGUAAAUAUACGUACACACCUUGUUUUAAAUUGGUUCCCAUCUUUAAGUUUGCUGUUCAGACAGAUUUGGAAUACAAAUAUUAUAAUAAAAAUGGUAAAUAAAA